Messenger RNA from Aspergillus luchuensis, 600 nucleotides. RefSeq names its product tubulin-binding prefolding complex subunit PAC10 (gene PRF1). Gene Ontology annotation, biological process: protein folding; microtubule-based process; tubulin complex assembly. Gene Ontology annotation, cellular component: cytoplasm; prefoldin complex. The transcript has 3 exons. The coding region runs from base 1 to 600 and encodes 199 amino acids. Gene Ontology annotation, molecular function: tubulin binding. Lineage: Eukaryota; Fungi; Ascomycota; Eurotiomycetes; Eurotiales; Aspergillaceae. The record is from RefSeq and is a predicted model, not a curated record.
AUGGCAGACAAGAAGACUUCCUCAGUAACACCCCCCACCAACCCGCGCGGCAUCCCCGCCGCGCCCUUCGUCGACAAUGUAGCAGACUACGUAUCCUCGCGGAGCGAAGUGGAACCGACGCUACGGUCCUUCCAAGAGAUGAUCUCGAAGUACCAAUUCAUGGAAGUCAACACGCAGCGCCGGGCCCAGGGUCUACGCGACAAGAUCCCCGACAUCAAGAAGACAUUGGAGAUGGUGCGAUUCCUGAAACUCAGAAGAGAAAAUGCAAGUGCCUCCGCACUCGAAACCAACUUCGAAUUGAACGAUACAUUGUACGCUCGCGCGACCGUCUCCCCCGCCGACACCGAGGAAGUGUAUCUCUGGCUCGGAGCGAAUGUGAUGCUUGCGUACCCGAUUGAGGAGGCUGAGAGCAUGUUGGAUGAGAAGUUGGCUGCGGCGCAGAAGAGUCUGGCCAAUUGUGAGGAGGAUUUGGAGUUUUUGAGGGAGCAGAUCACGACGCUGGAGGUUGCGACGGCGAGAGUCUAUAAUUGGGAUGUGGUGCAGAGACGGAAAGAAAAGGCUGAAGGUAAGGGUGAUGAGGAAGGGGAGAAGGCUGCUUGA